UUUUAAGGUGUCAAGCGUGACGUAAGUAACAUUCUUACUUUUAAAAGCGGGUCAUAUAUGGAUUCUGUUUAAGCUGGGAUUUAUAUAUUGUAUUAAGUAUUUUAGCGAAGUUUUCUUUAUUGAACACAAUCAAACCGGGACCAAGGGUGCUCAGGAUGACGAACGUAUUAUUAACUUUUGUUUCUAUUUGAAAUGCUUCCUGGAAAUCAUAUGGUUUUUAAAGAAGAACCGAUUUGGGAAGAUGGAGCGCUAUUUUUCAUUGAAUUUUUUCUGAAAGCGCCGCGUGAGAAAGAAAUGGAGAAUAUUACUGCAACCAAAGGCAAUCAGACAUUGAUGACCUGGACCGAGAACAGCACCGAAUUCAAGGUGGUAAGCGUCCUCUUGGUAGCCAUAAUCUGUGCUGUUGGCAUCAUAGGCAACAUUAUGGUGAUCUUGGUGGUCCUCACUACCAAACACAUGCGGACUCCCACUAACUGCUAUCUGGUGAGCCUGGCCGUAGCUGACCUCAUGGUGCUGACCACGGCUGGACUGCCCAAUAUCACCGAUAGCCUGUACGGACACUGGGUGUAUGGUUAUGUUGGGUGUCUCUGCAUUACGUAUUUUCAGUACCUGGGAAUCAACGCUUCCUCCUGUUCCAUCACCGCCUUCACCAUCGAGAGAUACAUUGCCAUCUGUCACCCGAUGAAAGCCCAGUUUUUAUGCACUCUCUCACGGGCCAAAAGGAUCACUGUGGUCGUCUGGGCUCUUACUUCUCUUUACUGCGUCAUGUGGUUUUAUCUGGCCGACACUAAAGAAGACUUUAAUGGAAAUUUCACCAUAGUUAAGUGCGAGUACAAAAUUACGCGCAACCUGUACUUGCCCAUAUAUUUCGCCGAUUACGCCGUAUUUUACGUCUUUCCUUUGAUUUUGGCCACUAUUUUGUACGGGCUGAUUGCGAGGAUACUUUUCCUAAACCCACUCCCUUCGGAUCCCAAGGAAAAUGUCAAAAAGUGGAAUAGAGAGUCAUCCAAGAGAAACAAGAUCACUUUGAAAAACUCAAACUGUUCCGGUAACACUACGGCGGCCUCCCGUAGGCAGGUGACGAAGAUGCUGGCGGUGGUGGUGGUCGUCUUCGCCCUGCUCUGGAUGCCCUACCGCACGCUGGUGGUGGUGAAUUCCCUGCUGAAACAUGCAUACCUGGAUACCUGGUUCCUACUCUUCUGCCGAAGCUGCAUCUACCUGAACAGCGCCAUCAACCCAGUGAUCUACAACGCCAUGUCGCAGAAGUUCCGAUCGGCUUUCCGCCGGUUGUGCGGCUGCGCGGGGGACGCUGUGGCCAGCGGCCAUCGCUCGGAGAGGCCCACCGCCUGCAGUGUGGCACUCACCUACAGUGUCGUCAAGGAGAUCUCCAACGACGACAGCCCCGAUCACCUUACCACUGACAUGGAAGACAUGGCCGCCAACACCAGCUUCCUUCCCAGCAGGGAUCCAAGCUGUGGUUUCUGAGCUGGCGAGGUCAUGUCUGACAGCCUGACCAGCAUGCUCACAUGUGCACUGAUGAUUGAUUGAUCUGUUGACCACUGUCACUGUUAUAAUGUGACCGUAUGAUGCACUUUGAUUGCCUGUUUAUUUCUUUGAGACAUUUCUUAAAAGGGAUUCUCCCACAUCUACAUGUUAGAAAAAGAGUGUCAGUUUGUACCUUUGCUUGUCACUGGAGCUUGUACCCUUGAGGUUUUGCCAAUUGUACCCUUAGCUGUAACAUCCCCAAGGUACAAACAACAUUAAUGUACCAUCAAUGGUACAAAAAUGUUCCAUUUCUGUGUCUUUAAAAGUUCCGCCCCAGUGACAAAGGUACAAAUUGGUACUCCUUUUUUUCUGACAGUGUAGGGUUGUGGGUUUGAAUCCCACCUCCACUCCUUGCAUGUUGCACGUUUUCACAUUUUCCUUAUGUUGGAUGGGUUUUCUUCAGUAGCUGGUGUCUCUAAUCUUCCCCUUAGUUUAUAAUCAUGUGUGUGUGUGUGUAUGUGUGUGUGUGUGUGUGUGUGUGUGUGUGUGUGUGUGUGUGUGUGUGUGUGUGUGUGUGUGUGCCUGCAAUUGGCUAACAUUCCAUCCGGACUGUACCCCUGCCUUGUGUCCUGGGCUGCCUGUGACAAAAUAUACAUAAAAAGUAUAUUUUUUCAUAAAUUUUUGGUUUCUAUUUGAAAAAGUUGCAGUACUUGUUAAUGGUACUUCUGGCUUGAAAUUUUAUUUAAUUGGGCAUGACGCUAGUUGUAAUUGCAUUCUGGCUUAUUAUUCUGAGGUUCAACAAGGACACUGUGGUGACACCUACUGGUUGGGACAGGGUGGUACAGUGUAGACUAUUCUCCUUUGGCAUUUAUACCCUGCCUCCGACAGGGGGCUGCUUGCCGCCCUAUUUUCUACCGCCAGUGUUGGGGGCUACUGAGCAUGGGAAUCGGCUCCCUUUGAGAGCUUCGUUAUGGAACUUUGUGCAGCUUCAAACAGAAAACGUCACAAAAGGUAGGAGGUGGAAGGUGGCGAUCGUGAAGAUAACACUAACAGCUGUAAUGAGGCGCCCCCCCACAUGCCUUGACGGUAACUUAAAGCUCUCGUUCUUCUCCAGAGUGUUACAUCAUUGGUGGAGUUUGCCUUCUGUUCUAUGCUGGCUGUUUGCACCUUUGCAUAAGCAGUUUGUUGGUAUCCAUAGACAAAACAAUGGCUCUUAUGUACAUUAACAUAUAGGGUAAGUAAGAUACAUUAAUUUUUUAUUUUUUUUUGCAAUUGGGCAUGUAUAGUGUAAAGAUCAAACUCCACUUAUGGUUUCACUGCAUUUGAUAUUCCAGAAGCUUGUAGACAGAUUUCCACAUGUAUUAAUCUACUCCUGUAUUGCUUUUAUCGUAGUGGGGCAGCUGCCGUAGCAACUCAGAACAAGUCAGAAGUUUCCAUACAGGGACUUGAGCACACAGCAUUCUGGUUCCACUCUCACCAGUCUCUCACCGUGCUCACAUGUGGAAGGUUCACUUCCUCACAGGCACAUGCUAAGAUGUCAGUGGGUCAGCUUGAGAGGAAAUGCACACUAACCCUAACCCUGACAGUACCAGACUUCCUCCAUUCUGUCAUUCUCUGAUAUUGGAUUUUGAAAACUUGUAUUAAGUUUGUCUGUAAAAUAUUGCAGGGUCAAAAUAUCGGUCACACCUUCAACAGCAAUUACGCUCAGGCAGUGUCUGUGCUCAAAGUGAAACAAGGGUCACGUUGUUUUAACAAGGUGAACCAUAGAUAGAUCAGCCAUCAAACUGGUCACUUAGAGAUCACGGUGCUCAGAAUGGAGUAUUACAUUGUGAUCAGAAGCGUCCACAUUUUCAGAGAGACUUACUGAUCAUUGUGAAUCUGACAGCUUGUUUUUGUAUGUGUGUCAUUUAUCAACACACCAGGACAGUGGACCAAUUAAGAAAGCAUUGAUAAAUUCACCAGUUCAAUAAUUCAGUAAUUACAGCGCAUCACAUAAUGGGGAACAUAUGGUGACAGCGCUCCCUCCAAUCAGACUGACAGGGGCCCUAAAUCUGGAACAAAACUGAACUGGUUUGGGUCGGCGGCCCAAUAUGAUAUACUUUCUCGGGGCCCAAAAUCUCUAGUGGCGCUGUCUGGGGUAUUUGGGUGUCCUUUCAUACUUUCUGUUUUCAACUGAUGCUCUGUGAUUUUUCCUGCCAUUGUGAUUUACAAUCCCAGCUUCAAUGUAUCCUGUAUACACAUGAAGAUAAACAAUAGUAUUUUCACACAGAACCUCAUCAUUUGACAACGGCGUCCAUGGUAAGGAAAGGAGAAAUGACCAAGACCAUAUUCACUUUCGGGUGGUAUUUUAAGCUUUAAAUAAAGAAAGUACCUUCAUGUGAUUACACGAUGAAGUAUUUCACACUACUACUAUAAUUUAAAAACAAAGCUCAUUCAGCAAAUAAUCGUUUUGAUUGAUUAAUUGCAUUGUUGAUCUGUCUAAUAGUUGAUUUUAUACAUAUCCUCAAAAAUUUGGUAUUAUUUUACAACAUUAGUUUUAUAUCGUCUUGUUUAGCCAUUAUCGACAUUGAUCACGACAUUUUUCUUGGUGCACUUGCACUGUAUACCGUAUUUAAAAUUUGUGACGUUAGAUGUGUUUAAUGUGUUACAAGCUGCAGUCCUGUCUAACUGUUGUCAAGUGGCUCUUUUAAGAUCUCAGUGUUUGCUUUUCGUUUUUUCUGAAACUGCUCAAGGUGUUGGUCAGUUGUGGACUGUAUGGUGAAAAUCCUGACAAAAAAUAAGUCAUACUGUAAAAAAUUUUGUGACCUAAAUGCUGAGUUGUGAAAAUAAAUUAUUACUGUCUGUUAAGGGCUGAUUGUCAUAGGUUAUGGUGUCAUAUUGAGAUUAUUCAGCUGUAAGUGAUGUUCUUGCACCAGAUUUUUGUGCAUUAUAAAUGGAUAUCAUCUUUGCUUUUGGAAGUAGUACUUAAAUACUCUUCAAUAAACUAACUAGUUUGUAAGGAGCUUCCUGUUGUUUACAUUGUGCUGCCAGAAGAAGGAUUUUAUA
This is a messenger RNA of Brienomyrus brachyistius, 4530 nucleotides long. RefSeq names its product thyrotropin-releasing hormone receptor-like. Lineage: Eukaryota; Metazoa; Chordata; Actinopteri; Osteoglossiformes; Mormyridae. Bases 193 to 1485 code for a protein of 430 amino acids. The transcript is spliced from 2 exons. Gene Ontology annotation, molecular function: thyrotropin-releasing hormone receptor activity. Gene Ontology annotation, cellular component: membrane. The record is from RefSeq and is a predicted model, not a curated record. Gene Ontology annotation, biological process: phospholipase C-activating G protein-coupled receptor signaling pathway.